AUGGCCGACAAGAUCAGCUCCAUCACCGACCUCCCUCUCGAUAUCCUCGUCCUCGUCUUCCCCUACCUAGAUGCGAAGUCCUUCCUCGCCCUCUGCAGUACAUGCAAGUCAUUUCACCAGCCAUCGAUACGGCUCGACCCUCCAUACUGGAGCUACCUCGUCCGCAACACAUUUCGCGUACCCAACCAGCCUGUUGUACAACAUGAUGGUGAUCGAUGGCAGAAGAUGUAUCGGCGUCUCCUUACCCAGAGCCGCGUCUUUACAUGGGGGAACAACUCGCAUAAUCGCCUAGGACACGCUCCCCAAGCGUCUGGUGGGAUUCGUUCCAAUUGGGGUAUGAUGAGAGGACCAUUCGUACGAAGGACCGGUCCUCCGCCUCAGUCACAAAGUCCAGUUGAGAUGGAACAUACACGAAACCUAGGUGUCAUUGCCGAUAUGCAGUGUGGUGGCUGGUCUACGACCCUUCUAACAUCCAAAGGCUCCCUCCACAUAGCCGGUGUUCUCGAUGGUCAGAGAGUGUUUCAUGAGAGUGCGCCCUUGGAACUACUGCACUUUCCAGAAGGCUACCCUUCCCAUGCCGGUACUGCUCAGUAUGAAGAGCCCGCCGUCGCUAUCCGACAAUUCUCGGCUGGACGAUCGCAUGUACUGGCAGUGUCAGACAAUGGCAAGAUUUGGUCGUGGUAUAGUAAGAAACAACCUGCUCUCCAGGUCAAGUUUGCAACUCUACAGCUGAAUGAGCUCUCCCUGAACAAAGACUCAAGCACGCCGUCCUCCAAUUUCGGACAGAUCAGGCAGGUUGUAGCGGGAUGGAGCCGCAGUUCAGCGUAUGUGCAUGGCGUUGGUAUUGUAGUUUGGGACCCCGUGGAACGCGAUCAUGACGAUCAGGGUACAGAUACUAUGCUUGUUAUGGAACAUUCGGAAGUACCAAAGUCCAAUUAUCAACGAUCAAAGACAACGCGCGAGUCGGAUGAGCAGAGAAUGCUCGGCGAAGAGGUCGGCGUAGUCUUGAGCUACAUCAUACUGGAACACUAUGUGGUCUUCGCUACGGAUAUAGGCAAGGUCUUCUGUGGUAGAUUCGAGGAUAAGAACAAGAUUGACGAUAUUCUUGAACUCAAGCAAGUGCGCCACGACAAGGGAGUUCCCCUAGAUAUCCAGGGCUCGUUCCGUAGUUUCGCAGUCUUCAGAGACGGCGAGGUCAUCACGAGCGACCAGAACUACCUAGAGGCAUGCUGGACCAAUCGGCGGGAGGACCCCGAACAGACGAAUAUUCAGGGCCUCAAAAAGAUCCCCGCUCUUCAAAACAGUGGCGUCAUUUCAGUUGCGUUCGGUGACUACCAUUACCUUGCCCUUCACUCCAACGGCAGGAUCACGUCGUAUGGAACUGAGAACAGCGGCUGUGGGUCGCUUGGCCUGGGCUCGAAUAAGGAAGCAGUAGUCGGCAAGGCCCGUGGUCUAACAUACGACCAAUUUAACGGCAACGGACGACUGCUACCCCAUGCUUAUAAAAAUGGUCGUCAGAUCUGGUUUGACGAGCGAAAAAACGACUGGCUGGCCCAAGUUAUCAAUGAGCCAACAGACGACAAAGAGAGCGAGGAACGGAAACAGAUAUGGGAGCACCACCACAAUGUCCAAGGCGAAGUGAGCGAAUGGUUCGAACAGGAGGCCAAGGCAUGGGACCAAGAUGGUGGUGAAGAUGGUUUGGGCGCAUACUUUGCUUUAGGUGUGAGUGCCGCGGGUUGGCAUUCCGGAGCCCUUGUCUUGGUCAACGAAGAGCUGGCUACGAAAGAGCCUACCUAUAAUCGUGAGAAAAGGUCGUUUCCGCGACUUAAGCUCUCUGAUGGUACGGAGAUGCCGGGCGAGAAGGACUUUGAUGAGUGGAGAGAGGGCUGUCCAGGUUUCCAGCUCGAUGCUGCCAACGUCUAGAUCUCUCUCUCUCUCUCUUCCUUGAUUUCUUUGAGAAGACGUCAUGGGGCUCUAUUACACAAACAUCCUUGCAGCGAUCCACAAUUAUCCUAGAUGAAUUCUUGGGCGUACAUAAUACACAUUCCAUCCUAUCGAGCACAUCUCACGCUAUGACCAAAACAGUGAGUGAAUAUGAUGUUGCGUAUUUGAAAUACUGCCACGUGUCUCAUGACACACAUCAUUGAAUACGAGAAGCAUUUGAGAGCUGGAGUAGAUGGCAGAAGAUGGAACAAGGCGAUUACGAAACGUGAUUGGA
Pyrenophora tritici-repentis Pt-1C-BFP is the source of this 2218-nucleotide messenger RNA. RefSeq names its product F-box multi-domain protein. Gene Ontology annotation, molecular function: protein binding; guanyl-nucleotide exchange factor activity. Gene Ontology annotation, cellular component: cytoplasm. Lineage: Eukaryota; Fungi; Ascomycota; Dothideomycetes; Pleosporales; Pleosporaceae. The record is from RefSeq and is a predicted model, not a curated record.